AUGACUAAAGUGGUUACCAUGAAGUUGAGGUUUCCAAGCUCAUACCCGGUUAUAGCCAAAAUUUUACGAGUGGACGGGAAUUUGAGUGUCAAGGAUGCGAUUGUGUUUAUUGCCGAGGCUAUUCACAUGAAAGCGGAGGAAGGGAUUGGGCUCUAUUUAAAUGGGGCCAAAAAGUGGAUGGACGAGUCUGCACAACUCAUUGAAUAUCAAGAAGCCAUCCAAGAGGAAGACGAGGAAUUGGUGGAGUACAGAUACAAAAACGCUAAGCCCGAAGAUGACAAGAAGGGGGGUACUUCAAGUUCAUGUUGUGCAAUACUUUAG
Entamoeba invadens IP1 is the source of this 321-nucleotide messenger RNA. RefSeq lists its product as hypothetical. The transcript has a single exon. Bases 1 to 321 code for a protein of 106 amino acids. The record is from RefSeq and is a predicted model, not a curated record. NCBI's taxonomy places the organism in Eukaryota, Evosea, Mastigamoebida, Endamoebidae.